AUGCAGCUCUUCUUUAUAAAACUGAAGUUGAAUGCUACUUUAGUCCCGUAUUUAAUUUAUUCAACUGCUUUAAACGUAUUUUUAAAGGGCCAUUUCGUAGUCAGGCACGGGAGAGGCAAGGCCGGGAGGGAGCGCAAGGACUUCGAAUUCAAAGACACCGGCUCCCGCGACACACCCCCACGCCGAAAGUCAAGCAGAUCAAAGGCCAAGAUCAGCGCCCAAGAUGAAGAGUCCGAGUACAUAUACACGCUGGAAGACACCGACGACGAAAAGACCCAAGGUUCCAGCGGGUCCCAGAGUUCGAGCACCGAGCGCGAUUACCAGAUCUGCAUGCUGGUGGCAGCAGCGGUGGUCGGGAGCGCGUUCUUGGGCAUCGUGAUGAAGUUCGCUUUCACGCCGAACCACAUUGGACACCGUCAUAGCGUGCGGAGAGUUGACCGUAGGGUCUUCGUCGAGCCGUUUCCAGAAGCUCCGCCUCCAGCCGAACCGGACCUAACGACGCUGCCGACCAACCGAUCUGAUAACGCGACACAUGUCCCUGCUAGAAGAAGCAUGUUCACCUACGAGUGCCGCACGGACGCGUGCUUGUGGCAGAGCCGAUUAAUCUACGACAAGAUCAACCAGUCCAUCGCACCCUGCGAAGACUUCCACGCAUACGUCUGCUCCAACCGUUGGUACGUAAGGGAUCUCGACGUCCAGGGAAGGCCGUACGCUGUCAGCGGACCGGGACUUUUGAUACUGGACGUCGCCAACUAUCUCCUCCGCCAGAAGGACAAGGAGGGUCAACCUGCGUUUAUCGGGCAAUCGGCGGCGUUCCUUCGCGGCUGUAUUAACCACGCAAACGCCAGCAAGGGCAUGCCAAGUUGGAACCGGGUUACAGAGCUUUUUGAUACGUUAUCGCUCACCGGAUGGCCCUUCCUGACAGACCCCGUGGCGAUAAAAUUCCAGAAAGUACUCAUGGAAGUGGACAAGACUCUGGCCCUCUUUCCGAUCGUGGACGUGAGUCUGCGCAAGCGGUUCGAGAACGAGGGUUACAUGCUACACCUGGACGCUCCCAAGUUGGUCCUCGUGCGUCACCAAAUGACGUUCCUCGAAGAAGGCAUGCAAGAUUACAAGAAGUGCAUCAAGCGCGCUCUUUCCCUUCUCGGCAGCAAGGCGGACAUGGACCACAUGGCGGACGACAUACUCGAACUCGAGCGCAGACUGGACGAAGCCUCGCUCCCGCCCCGAAAAUUUGUCACCAUCCUUAACUCAACCGUGCCCAUCGCCAACAUCAAGCGUACCGCAAAGUUUGAGUGGGAGACGUACCUUCCCCAUCUACAGUCCGGUUCUGACAAAGUGAUCGUUAGGAACGCGGCCUUCGUUGAAAAACUUCCGGGCGUCUUGACGUCCACGGCUCUAUCGACUUUGUUGAACUAUAUCGGCUUUCGAAUUAUGGUGUUUCUUUCCCCGCUUCUGCCCAAAGAGGCUGGAUUCCUGAUUCCGCUGAGUUACGAUGACCACAUCCCCAUGUACAAUCCGAGACUGCAAGCUUGUGUUCACCUUCUGGAACGGCUCUACCCAUACGGCACGCGUAAGAUUGCUCGCCUCUCGAUGGGCAAGACAGCGAUGGAGCAAGUACUUUACGACCACAACCUGGACAGUCUGGUGCGUAUCGUCAAGGACGCCAUGAUGCAGACUGUAGCCCACGCACCCUGGCUCACACAAGCCGAGGCGGACAUUGCGAGGCAGAAGAUCCAGAUCCUCGAGGUAGACUUCAUCGGAGCCAAAGAAAACUUAGACACCGUAGCCAGGUACUACGUUAUCAAGACCAAGGCAAACUUCACGACCAACUCCACUCUACACGACUACCUCACGCUCCUCAACGAAAGCACGUCUCGGUACUGGGCCUCCAAAGACAACGCGGACUACGACGCCCGCUAUCACGUGUCCUGCCUGAAGCCGGGCUUCGAGUACAACGCCGGCAGGAACUCGUUGUACAUGCCGUACGGCGUCGUGGCCUUCCAGCACCGCGUGUCCCAGACCACGGUGCCCGCCAUCCUGAUGCCUUUCAUCGUGCCCCACCUGGUACAGGGCAUGUACGAGGCCGUCGACGUGAGAGGCUCGUCCAUCAGCGUGCGCGGCAUGCCGGAGAGCUGGUGGAGCGAGGAGUCCCUGGCGCGGUACCGCAAGCAGCAGCGUUGCUUCGUCGAGAGUUACCUGGAGCAUAUGCAGCGCUUUGGAGCCUUCAAGGAAUCCCCGAUGGUGCCCUUCAUCCGCCAAAUGAUGGCCGAAAACGCGGCACUGCAGCCGUCCCUGGAGGCUUACAGUCGAGCCCUGGUCGAGCCACACUCGAUGCAGCGAAACUUCAGAGUUCCCGGCCUGCCAGAAAUGACACCCGACAUGCUCUUCUUUGUCAACUUUGCUGCGAGUCACUGCGACGCGGUGCAGGGCAACAGCGGUCUCGGCGUUCUUGCGCGGAGGCAAGUGCAGUACAGGGUUGCCUUGCCUUCGGUCCUCCGCGUUAAUGUGCCACUCAGAAACUUCGACCGCUUCGCUGAAGUCUUCUACUGCCCCAAGGGAACUUACAUGAAUCCAGGAGCCAAGUGUAGACUGUGGUAG
Messenger RNA from Ixodes scapularis (black-legged tick), 2601 nucleotides. Its product is annotated as neprilysin-1-like. The record is from RefSeq and is a predicted model, not a curated record. The transcript has 4 exons. NCBI's taxonomy places the organism in Eukaryota, Metazoa, Arthropoda, Arachnida, Ixodida, Ixodidae. Gene Ontology annotation, molecular function: metalloendopeptidase activity. Gene Ontology annotation, cellular component: plasma membrane. The coding region runs from base 1 to 2601 and encodes 866 amino acids. Gene Ontology annotation, biological process: protein processing.